Messenger RNA from Pyricularia oryzae 70-15, 2266 nucleotides. RefSeq lists its product as uncharacterized. Gene Ontology annotation, cellular component: Golgi apparatus; endosome; trans-Golgi network. The coding region runs from base 673 to 1881 and encodes 402 amino acids. Gene Ontology annotation, molecular function: antiporter activity. The record is from RefSeq and is a predicted model, not a curated record. Lineage: Eukaryota; Fungi; Ascomycota; Sordariomycetes; Magnaporthales; Pyriculariaceae. The transcript is spliced from 5 exons.
CCUGCAGUACCUGGAUGGGCUUGUAUCAAACAACGAACAGACUCAACCUUGCCACAAACCUCGUGCAGAGCCCCACACCUCCAGUUUAUUUCCAUCGAUGCUCCUUGUUGAUCAAUCUUUCUGGAUCCAUCGAACGCUACAUCAGCCCCUGAGUGUGCAAAAUCAAGGGCCAGUAAAAAUGGCCGAUAAACUGAAUCGUAAGGCGCUGGCAGUUGAUAGCUGGCUUUGGAGAGAGAGUUCGAGACCAGGCUAUGAUGCCAGUAAGGACUCGCCAAGCAGGAGUGCCUUUUUAAAAGAAGUCGAUUGACGCUCGGGUCCUAGUUGUGCCCACCCGUCAAACCCCAAACCCGCGCGACAACGGUUGCGUCGUUGCUUCCUUCCGCCAAAGCUUAGGCGUGUAUCCCUGGAAAAAAAGGCGACGUCCAUUCUUUUUUUUUUUUUUUUCUUUCCCCUCUCGACUUCAGACGUCGACCUACAUCGCAAAUCGACUCACCCUGAGAUCUGGGUAACAUCAGGGAGCAGUCCCCUUUCGCUUGACUUUUCUGUUUCUUGGUUGCUUUACAUUAUCCAAAUUGUUGCUUGUAGUGCAACAACCGGACCACGCCAAGCUUGGGCUGCGUGGAUAGCUAGCUCCAGUGCGCUCUUUGCCUGCACCGCACACACCGCGCUACCAUGAGCACCGAAGACAAAGUGCGUGUCUCCGGGGAGGGGGCGCCGCGGGAACCAGUCUUGCCCGUCGCCAACCAAGACGCCGAAAAGCUUCAACCUCAAGCGCCUAAAGCAUCCGUGCCCGCGGCGGCAUAUGUCAUUGCAUGGAUCAGUAUAAGUUCUUCGGUUAUUUUGUUCAACAAAUGGAUCCUCGACACCAAGAAAUUCCACUACCCGGUCCUGUUGACGACGUACCACCUGACCUUCGCCACGGUUGCGACGCAACUGCUGGCGCGCUAUACCACCCUUCUCGAUGGCCGUAAAACUGUCAAGAUGAAUGGGCAGGUCUACAUGCGCGCCAUCGUGCCAAUUGGAUUCAUGUUCAGUCUGAGUCUUAUCUGCGGCAACUUGACAUACCUCUAUCUCAGUGUUGCCUUUAUCCAGAUGCUUAAGGCUACUACCCCCGUUGCUGUCCUCCUCUCAAGUUGGGUGCUGGGUGUUGCACAGCCCAACCUACGUAUCUUCCUCAACGUCUCGGUCAUCGUCGUCGGUGUGGUCAUCGCAUCGUUUGGCGAGAUCAAGUUUGUCUUGGCCGGUUUCCUGUUCCAGAUUGGCGGAGUCAUCUUCGAAGCCCUACGCCUGACCAUGGUCCAGCGCCUGCUUAGCUCUGCCGAGUACAAGAUGGACCCGCUGGUGUCUCUGUACUACUUCGCCCCUGUGUGCGCUGCUAUGAACGCUACAGUUGCCCUCUUUUGGGAGAUGCCCAAGGUCAGCUUGGCUGAGGUCUACCACGUCGGACUGUUCAAUUUCUUCCUGAACGGAUUGUGCGCAUUUAUGCUGAACGUCUCGGUUGUUCUGUUGAUUGGCAAAACAUCUUCCUUGGUGCUCACCAUCUGUGGUGUCCUCAAGGACGUGCUGCUUGUCGCUGCUUCGGUCAUUAUCUGGCCCGACAAGCCUGUCACUGGCCUGCAGCUCUUUGGCUACAGCAUCGCUCUUGCUGGAAUGGUGCACUACAAGCUUGGCUACGAUGCUCUGAAGGGUUAUGCUGCUGAGGGUGGCCGGCAGUGGGCUGAAUUUGGAGUUCGCCGCCCUGUCCUCCGCCGUGUCUUGAUCCUUGGAUCCGUAUUCACGCUAGGCAUCUUCGUUCUCAGCGGCCUGGCGCCUUACGCGACAGAAUACGACGCCACCAAGGUCCUGAGCAAGGCUGCCAAUAAGGUCGGUUUGCCUCAAUAGACGCUUGAACUGGGGCUCUAUUCAGUUACAAAGGGUUACUGUGCGGGUUUGUUUUCCUUUGUUGUUUAUAUUCCCCUUUUAGCAUGCGUACCUGUGUGGGAGCCUUCAGCGCUGGGCCCGUCGAAGACGAUAUUAGCCAGUAUGGUAUGCUUUCAUGGAUGAUGAUCCUGCAUGUUCGUCGUCUAUUGGAGUUGGGGACAUUGACUACCUGCCGUGUGCAAAACCUGCACUCUUGUCACCAGUAUAGAUUGGGCCGAUUGCUCACCUUUUUGCCCACCUUUUUGAAUAUGAAGACUGGAAAGUCUGUGUACACAUGUAUACUAGAAAUAGAGCAGGAAAUUACACAAUGUAAAGUCUUACACAUUGCCAGACUGCGCUAUAGGGA